This is a messenger RNA of Solanum tuberosum (potato), 666 nucleotides long. RefSeq lists its product as uncharacterized. The transcript is spliced from 2 exons. NCBI's taxonomy places the organism in Eukaryota, Viridiplantae, Streptophyta, Magnoliopsida, Solanales, Solanaceae. The coding region runs from base 1 to 666 and encodes 221 amino acids. The record is from RefSeq and is a predicted model, not a curated record.
AUGGCUGUUGGCGAAAGUUCAUCUGCUUCUGAAGGAAUUAAUAAUGUUGUUGGUAAUGACACAAAUAGUUCCUUGUAUGUGCAUUCCUCGGAUAACCGAUGCUUGUUCCUACUUAACUUGAUAAAGCAUGAUAUCGACCUGGAGAAGAGGCGUUAUGCGAGCCCUAUCAGUGAAGAACAAGAAUUAGAGGAUAGAUACGAUCAAACAAAUGGGGAAAAAUUGUAUCAAAUACAGAAAGAAAUCAAUGAUCUCACACAAGGAGUGUUGGACAUCACUGUCUAUUACACAAGAAUGAAGAAGUUAUGGGAGGAAUUAAGCACCUUGAACUUGAGAAAUCAAUGCAGUUGUAUCUGCAACUGUGGUGCAAAGGACAAUAUGCACAAGGCAGAACAGGACAGAUGCUUGAUUCAAUUUCUCAUAGGGUUAAAUGAGGUAUACACUAUGGUGAGAGGUAACAUUCUCAUGAUAAACCCACUCCCUUCCAUGGCAAAAGAAUUUUCAUUGUUGAUCCAAAAGGAGAAACAUAGAGUGUUCAGAUCUAUUAGUCGAAUGCCUAUGGAUUCAACUUCUUUGAAUGCAGGUGUCUUAAAUAACAAGGUUCAAGCAGGAAGAGCCUCAGGACAAACUAUCAAAAGAGCAGUUAUGGGAAGCAACAACAACUCAUGA